GUGCGAACCGAAACGAAUCGGAUAUUUAAAAUGGCUUCGGAUGUUGAUACUUCGGAGGAUGUGAGCAGUAAACGAAUCAAAUUGUCAAAUGAUAGUAAAUUGGAUCCAGUGGCUGAAGAUUUAAGUUCACAUGCUCGUAUAACUUCGCUUGAAGAUUUUAAAUUAAAAAAUAUUUUAUCAGAUAAUGCUUAUUCCAAAGCUGUGUUUUUAGAAGGCUCAUUUGAACCUGUGGAUGACACUGCAGUGAUUCUAUUGGAAAAACUUCCUUUCGUAAAGGAUUCUGUCGAUAAAUUAUUGAAUAAUGCUGAUCUUGCUCUGAAUUUAAAAUCAAAUUCGGCACCUGCUCCAAAUAUCAUUCAUUAUGCUUGUUAUCCUAAAGUUGAUCGCGGUGAUAUUAAAGCUACAAUAAUUUAUCCUGCCACACAGAAACAUGUAGAAAAAUAUAAGUUUCAGAACGCGUAUAUUGUGAAUGAAACUUCUGAAGUAUAUGAAAGUAUUGUUCAACCUCAUAUACUCUCACAAGAAUUUUCUUUACAGUGGAUUCAUAAUAUACUAGAACAUAAAAGUGAAGUGGAAAGAAUAGUAUUUGAAGAUCCUGAUCCUGAAAUAGGUUUUAUUCUGGUACCAGAUUUGAAGUGGGAUGAGUCAAUUUCAGAUUACAUUUACCUAAUAGCCAUUCCUCAUAAAAAAAAUAUAAAAUCAUUAAGAGAUCUCACAGCUUCUCAUCUGCCAUUACUGAAUAAUAUCAGGUCAAAGAGUUUGGUUGCCAUUUCCAAGAAAUAUAACAUUCCAGAAGAAAAACUAGUAGCAUACUUUCACUAUCAGCCAUCAUUUUAUCAUAUGCAUGUACAUUUCAAUUGUCUGGAAAAACCUAUGCAAGGAUCCCAGUGUGGGAAGGCUCAUUUAUUAGAUACUGUUAUCGGUAACUUGGAACUGUGUUCAACAUAUUAUCAACAAACUACAUUGACAUACACAUUGAAAGAAAAUGAUUCUCUUUUCUCAAAACUUAGAGAAGCGUCUGUGAUCUGCUCAUGAUUUUUCUUUUAAUGCUUCUGUAUUAAUUACUUCUUCGAGUACACAUAACAAGUUCAUUGAAGUCAAGUGUAACUUUUAUGUUGGUUGAAAGUUAUGCAUUCAUCUUUGAAUUUUUGUUACCUCCCUCAACAAAGAAGGCUUCAUGCAUCAUUUGAAAUGUGUACUUUAUUUUUUCAUAAAUAAAUAAGGAAUAAUUAUUUUAAAUUGUGCUAAAUAACAUGAAAAGCCUCUAAAUAAUGAAACUGUAAUUUAUUAACAAUAAUAAGUUGUAUAAAUUUUAAACUAAUUCAAUUCACCUUCACCAUAUGCUAAGCAAAAAGUUUAGCAUUUUUAAAGUUCAAACCAAUUUAUUUCAGAUUUAACAAAGCAUGUUUCCCCCCCUUUUUUUUUCUUCAGGGUGUGGGGGGGGGAGUAAUGUAAUUUCAAGGGGCUGUGAAAGGUGAGUCUUAAGUCUUCUCUCCCACUGCCAUUUGCUUAUUGUAGGUGGGUGUUAUUUUUUCUUCUUUAUCACUUUGUAAGUUUGUAUAGUCAUUUAGAGAGGAUUUAAAGGCUAUUUUAUUGAUUUAAUUACGCUUAGUUUUCGUUAAUCUAUCUAUAAAUACUUUUAAAAAUAAGUUUUUUUUGGGGGGGGGAAGGUAAUAGCUAGAUUUUGUAAAUAUAUGAUGUCAUAUCUUAUUUUUUAAAAACUUUUUAACCUUUUCUUGAAAUCUUUAAAAAUAUGCAUAAUUUCUACAUUUUGUUUGCUUUUACCUUCAUGUAAGAAUUUCUCUGUUUCCUUUGCAUGGCUUCUGAAUUGAUGUAACUAGACUUAUUUCUUUUAAUAAUGUCUUUUCCAAGCCUUUGAAAUAAAUAAUUAUAAUUUUA
This is a messenger RNA of Stegodyphus dumicola, 1899 nucleotides long. RefSeq names its product m7GpppX diphosphatase-like. Gene Ontology annotation, biological process: deadenylation-dependent decapping of nuclear-transcribed mRNA. Gene Ontology annotation, cellular component: P-body; nucleus. Gene Ontology annotation, molecular function: RNA 7-methylguanosine cap binding; hydrolase activity. NCBI's taxonomy places the organism in Eukaryota, Metazoa, Arthropoda, Arachnida, Araneae, Eresidae. The record is from RefSeq and is a predicted model, not a curated record.